AAGAAGGAAAGAGGCCAACUUCCGGUAUGGUGCGUUGAACGGGGACCACAGGACAUAACUGCCAGGAAAAUGCGGUAGGCUGUUGUCAUAACUGAAAGAGAAAUUAAAACACAACACGUUUCAGUGCUAUCCUUAUGACUUCUAGAUAAAUGUGGCAUAUGGUUAUAUGGCGUAAGGGCUUUGUGACGGAAGCAAUCGGGUUAGCUAAUCAGUCAUCGAUCGAUCGGUAUUAGGGAGCACUGCGCGCCGUUGAACAUGGGGACGAGAUCGAGCCGUUUACACGAGGAGGCUGCUUCGACACCUUUCGAUAAAGAUGGCAUCAAGAGAGAGUCCUGUCGACGAAUCCGAAGCACCAGGCCCACUAGCCUCAUGGUGGAGUUCUCCGGGAGUUUCGACCAUGACUCAGAGACGAACCGCAGCCGGUCGGAAGAGGGCAGCGACUCGGAUACCGGGCAGCAGGCGAGCAGCGACGGCAGCCCCGCCGACAGCCACAUGUCCCCUUCGCUGAGCAGCCAGGCCUCGCCGACGGACGAGAACGGGGCCGAGGACAAACGCGAGGAGGAUGGCAGUCCGGGAGGCCCUGUGAGCGGGGAGGAAAUAGGCCGUGCACCGCAGCGCACUUUCUCGGAGCGGUUGCCCGGUGGUCGCCAUUCUUCCGCCGGCGGCGUCACAGCCAGGUCCGCACGAGUGAGAGGGACUCACGCCCGGCCAGUGUCUGAGGCGUGGAUUGGCCUCUACAGGGUCAACAACCGCCACGGUGCUAUUCGUUGCCCCUUCUGCACCAAGCCGUUCCCUGGAGGGCGAAUUGAGGACCAUCUUCUAAGUUGUCUGACUUCUCCACCUCUCCCUUAUAACACUGAUGUGCUAGCUAAGGACAGUGGAGAGUGUUCGAUUUGUCUCGAAGACCUGCUACAGGGGGAAACCAUCGCUCGACUGGCUUGCCUGUGUGUCUACCAUAAGAGCUGCAUUGACACAUGGAGCAAAGUGAAGCCGUGCUGCCCUGAGCAUCCUUUUGAUUGAUUCAUGUCUUCAUGUGCAGUGACACUUUGACUCAGGAGACAAUACCCCCUGGCAGGAGCUUAUAUUUUCUGAUGAGAGGAUUGAGAGAAAGACACAAAGGAACAAAAACAAAUAACAAGCAUCAACACUUGUGGUCAGCUUAACCAGGCUGGCCCCGAGUGAGCCUGGCUUUAACUAUCUGAUGUGACUCUUGAGAACUUGGCUUUUCUCUGCUCUACGGCACCUGCGCGAAUGGCGGGUUUGCUCUGCUUGCCUUUCCUCUCUUAACUCUUUACUUCAAAGCUCAGAGUGAAACUGAAUAGAACUUUGUAAAAGAAACAUGUAAAUGGAGAGAAGUUACACAAGGAUCAUCUCUCGGCGUGGACAUCUCGAUCUCCCAGAGGGAUGGUGUUCUUCUUACCAUGGAAACGUGGCGAUCUGUAAUUUAUGCCGGGCUUAGCAUUUGGCUUUGUGCAUUGGCUUGAAAUGAACUACUUGAUAUUGUGGAGUUUGUUGGGCAGAUCCCAGAUGAAAGCAAAUGAGUUGUACAUGCGUAAAUAUUGCACAGGAUUACAUAUGAGGCAUGAUGUUUUAUAUUUUUGGGGGAUAAUCUUUUACCCUUUUUGUAACUAUAGGAAGGCAGAGUGAAAUUUACAAUAGUUACCAUGAAUAGUUAUUUUAUCCAUCAUUGAGGCAAAACUCCCUCUCAUUACCACAUCAAGCUCUUUUAACUUGAUCUGAUUACUUUUACUCAGUUGAACUGUAUAUUGUUAACAGAUCAGAGCGACACUUCCACUAGUUAGCUUAAUGGAUGUUAUUGGUUGCAGUGAAGUGCUUGUGUUCAAGUGUACUCAAAUGCAGAAGAUUUUGACAGCGUGUGCUACUCUUGGAGGGAAGGUUUGUGAAAUUGCCUCUCUGCGUCUCAGACGUAGUAGCCUAGAGAAAUUCAGUCACUUUGCACUCUUUACACCAGGCCUCCUCUACUUGAAUGAGGCCAUCUGUGGUGCGGAGAUGUAUGUCAGGCACUGUAACGCCAUAUGGUGUAUGCUUUGCCUGAGGAUGGUGAUUGAGAACAGCUGAUGGGUAAAUAUGACAUUGUCAUCGACCCCCUUGAAGAACAAUGGAAUAAAUAAGAUGGAAAGGUAAUUGUUUUUUUUUUAGACAGGGUAAAGGUUAUGAGGUUUACGGGGUUUCCUGAUUGUGGGUGUUAUCAUGUUCAUUAUUCUAUCGUGUCUUGUAGAGGUUUGUUACUUUUUUGCCUUAGCUCGAGGAUUCUCAAAGAUUACUUCUACCUUUUUGAGAGUAUUGCAGUGCGUUUCCUUUACAGGACAGUCUGACGGUUCCAACUGAAAACAUGAGAAAUGCCAAGCGUGUCUGUGCGAGUCAAAGGCAAAAGUCAUUUUUACAGUUACAUUUAUGUUUUGUGUCGGUGUAGUGCAUUGUGGAGUGGAGGGGAGGUAUUGUCAGAGUAUUUUGACAAUCUUUUAAGCUCUCUAAGUUAGCUUUUGCCCUUUAACUUAUGUGGUGCCAUACCUCAAUAUCCAUAUUUACUAUACUAACCUGGGGCUUACCUAACUCCAAAGGAGGUGUUUGUUUUUGUUCUUGAAAUAUUAUUACAGUAUAAAUACCAUAGCAAGUUCUGUAAUUAUUCAGUGCUAAGGGUCUCUACCCGCUUGAUCCUGUGUUUUGACAGUUGUCGGUCAAAUAUGAAUGAGUUGGGAAUGUUUUUUUAGGUCAAUAUGAUUUGCAUUCACAUCCCCAAACACAGACAAUCUGCCUUCAUUCUGCUAAAGAACAAUUGAGUAUUUAUUUAUUAAAGUGUAAAUAUGUAUCGCAUUUCAAAAUGGCUUUGUCUUUCGUUUGUCCAUGAUGCUGUUUCUAUGCCUAAAUCUUUUGUAUGUCUGAAAAAAUUGUUUUUAUAUGUAUUUUUUACAAUAAAUAUGCUUAAGUGUGA
Molecule: messenger RNA, 2953 nt
Organism: Labeo rohita (rohu)
Lineage: Eukaryota; Metazoa; Chordata; Actinopteri; Cypriniformes; Cyprinidae
Exons: 5
Coding region: 256-1020 (254 amino acids)
Source: RefSeq, a predicted model, not a curated record